Messenger RNA from Venturia canescens, 1767 nucleotides. RefSeq names its product gustatory receptor 68a-like. The transcript is spliced from 8 exons. Bases 664 to 1299 code for a protein of 211 amino acids. Lineage: Eukaryota; Metazoa; Arthropoda; Insecta; Hymenoptera; Ichneumonidae. Gene Ontology annotation, biological process: chemosensory behavior; male courtship behavior; sensory perception of taste. Gene Ontology annotation, cellular component: membrane; axon; dendrite. The record is from RefSeq and is a predicted model, not a curated record.
UUUCACGUUAAAACUUGAACCCUCUUCAGGUUCCCUGUUAACGAUUUUUCGCCACUUGGCUCCGAAAUGUCGGGCAUCAGCACGUUAUAUUUUGACGUUUCCACAAAUUCAACGAAUAAUUCAAAUAUUCAGAUGGACUAAUAAUUUCGGUGAAUCAUCCAUUUGAGAACAGCUGGCUCGGUCAUUUGAGUUCCAAGUGCGACGAUCCCGUGAGUUUAAUUAAAAGUUCGACGACGCAGAGCCCGAGUAUGUAAAAGGUUGAUAGUGAGAUAGUUCAGUUGGAUAAACGAAAUGACUUGGGUCUGCUGGGCGCAGUUGAAGAAUGAGGAAAACAUCUGAUGCUAUUUACAAGGUGCUUGAUGGAUCGAAUUUGAGUCGAGAAGAUCAAGCCGAGCUCGAACGGUUUUCCAUGGAGUUGUUACAUCGUAGAAUUUACUUCACCGCGUACGGACUGUUUCCUUUGGGCUGUUCCCUCGUGAACUCGAUAAUCAGUGCGAUGAUCACGUACCUUGUCAUCCUCUUUCAGUUUCAAAUACCAACAGCGGAUUCUUAAUAUCUCGAGAUAAAAAAAAAAUAAAUCUGAACGGCGCUAUCAUCAAAACAUCAAGAUCUUCGACCAUCGGGGACUGUCGCCCGGUCAUCAUCCACGAUGGAAUAGCCUUGAUGAAUGCCGAAUAUUGCCCAAAAAUAACCGACGUUAGACGUGCAUACAAUAUUCUCUACGUGAUCGGAUUGGAUGUCGCAGAAUUCUAUUCGAUGCCGAUACUGUUUAUUAUACCUUUGAAUUGCGUCCAAAUUAUUUACAAUGCUUAUUGGAGUGUGAUGCCAUUCACACAUAACCUGGACACCGACUCUACGAUUGUUAUAGCCAGCUCGAUAUUUUGGGUUUUCGCACAAAUGAUUCCGAUCGCUAUUCUUGCAAAAAGUGUCGAUAGUGUGAGUGCUGAGAUGAAGAAGAUGGCCGAUGGUAUUUACAAAGUGCUCAAUGGAUGCAAUUUAAGUCGAGAGGAUCAGGCUGAGCUCGAGCAGUUCUCUAUAGAAUUGUUACAUCGUAAGAUUGCGUUUAGCGCCUACGGCUUAUUUCCUCUUGACGGUUCCCUAGUGUACUCGAUAUUCAGUUCAGCGAUCACCUACCUCGUGAUUCUCUUGCAGUUUCAAAUACCAAAAUUGAAGUCGAAAGCAUCCGAGAAAUUGGAGCAAGCCGCCAACCAGCCACAGCUAAACCACUACUAUAAUGGAUUGACGAAUGAGAAUAAUCAACUUCUGGGACCUCGUUCUUUGGAUUCGCAUAACGCAUAAUUGAGUAUUCGAAAAUACUCAGACUUGAGGCGCUCGUCAAUUUUCCCCAAUCUUUUUCGAAUGAAACUUGAAUUUUUAAGUGUCCAUAAAGAGUUGCACUUAAAUAGUGUUAUUGAUGGAAAAUAUGUUCUCAAUGUUUGAUUUUGUAUAAUGAAACUUAUUAUCAGAUCUCUAGAAGUACUUGCUACGUCCUUUAUACCGGUUUGCUUUCUUCCACCAACUUCUGUUGAUCUCAAUAUUGAUCAAUCGAUUUUUCGAUGUUUGUUUGGAUCUAUGUUGAAUGCCUAUAUUGAAAGGGUUUGUCAGUUCAGUGUGAAUAGUAACACGCCAUCCAUGUCAUUCCAUAUUUUUUAUUACUAUCAAUCGGAUCGAUACAGAGUUGCAGUUCACGAUCGAUAUUGCUAUGCAUCGAGCGAAAAAUGGCUUCUUCAAACAAACGCGUUAAGGGCAUUACUGUGGAAUAAAUAA